AUGUCUGCCAUCCCACCAGGAAACGUCGAAAACGGUGAAAAGCUCUUCAAGGCUCGUUGUGCUCAAUGCCACACUGUUGCCAAGGAUGCUCCAAACAAGCAAGGUCCAAAUCUCUAUGGUCUCUUUGGUCGUAAGUCUGGAACUGUUCCAGGUUAUGCCUAUUCUGAUGCCAACAAGAACGCUGGUGUCAUGUGGGGUGAACAAACCUUGUUUGACUAUCUCGAGAAUCCAAAGAAAUAUAUUCCAAAGACCAAAAUGGCUUUCCCUGGAUUUAAGAGUGCCCAAGACAGAGCUGAUACCAUUUCUUACUUGCAAGCUCAAGCCUAA
Messenger RNA from Cavenderia fasciculata, 327 nucleotides. RefSeq names its product cytochrome c (gene cytC). Gene Ontology annotation, cellular component: mitochondrial intermembrane space. Gene Ontology annotation, molecular function: heme binding; electron transfer activity. The transcript is spliced from 3 exons. Lineage: Eukaryota; Evosea; Eumycetozoa; Acytosteliales; Cavenderiaceae. The record is from RefSeq and is a predicted model, not a curated record. Gene Ontology annotation, biological process: mitochondrial electron transport, cytochrome c to oxygen; mitochondrial electron transport, ubiquinol to cytochrome c. Bases 1 to 327 code for a protein of 108 amino acids.